Doryrhamphus excisus (bluestripe pipefish) is the source of this 1138-nucleotide messenger RNA. The record is from RefSeq and is a predicted model, not a curated record. Lineage: Eukaryota; Metazoa; Chordata; Actinopteri; Syngnathiformes; Syngnathidae.
AGGAGGAACAUAAAAAGCUGUCACGCAGGAGCCUACACAGGGCGUGUCAUGUUAGAAUUUGAGAUGGAUGGUUUUGGCCAGAAACCAUCAUUUGAAUCCUUUGUUGCAAAAGUUCCUGAGGAAAAUAAAUCUAAAGAAGGAUUCACAACUGUGGGUGUGGCACUGUAUUUUUAUACAUACAAUUCCUGGAAGGGGCGGGCACUAUAUUUGGAUGUUUUGUAUGUGAUGACAGAAUUCAGAGGGUUUGGCAUUGGAAAAGGUUUACUGAGCAGAGUUGCUAAGGUGGCCAGAGAGAAGUCAUGUCAGAUCAUGGAGUUGAAUGUGUUGGGCCAUAACAGUCAAUCACGAGGCUUCUAUGCUGCUCAUGGAGCUCAGGAUAUCACCAUCAGGGAGGGCUGGCAUACACAACGUUUUGAGGAAGAAAGCCUGAACAAAUUAGCCCACAAUGCUCCCUGACGUUUAAUUUGGUAAUUACAAAAGUGUCUCGGGAAAAGGAAAAAAAAGAUCCACAAAUUAGUGAAAAUCCAUUUUGCUAGUGGUGGGCUGGUAGAAUGAUGUAAUAGCUGCUCCUAGGCCUUGAUGGCAUUAAGAUCUGCUUGUCAGAUCUUACUCAGGGGGACUGUGAGGUUCCACAAAGAAAAUACACUUGGUCUCUAUCUGAAUUUUCUAUUGAAACUAGAAAAGAGGAAUAAUGAAAUUACAUUACAUUACAUUGCUGGAGCCUAUCCCAGCUGUCUUUGGGGUACACCCUGGACUGGUCGCCAGCAGGGCAUAUAAAGACAAACAACCAUUCACACUCACAUUCAUACCUAUGGACAAUUUGAGUCAACAAUUAACCUCUACUCCAAACUCCACACAGAGAUGGCAGAGCGUGGAAUCCCAGCUGUGAGGCCUGUGCGCUAACCACUUGUGCGCCAUGCAGUCUGCAGAUUUAAUCAUUUACCACAAAAAGAUUCCCCCUGCUGACUUAUUUCUAUCUGUGAUUAAAUGUGAUUAAUCAUGAGUUAACCGCGGCCCAAAUGUGAUUAACAACUGAAUCAAUUGAUAGCCCUAAUAUAUACACGUAUGUAAGUGUAUUGUAUCUGUACUGAAGUUCCGAUUCCGAUAUCAACCGAUACCAAUAUGUGUAACUUUUGAG